UGUGGUCUAGUGAGGUAAAGGAAAGAGGUGGGGAAGGAACCCGCAGCAUUACAGGUAGAUGACUUAUCCACUUGUCACCGGGAAACGAAAUAAUAUAGGGCAAACCUGUGACUAAAAACACCCCGAAUUUGUCACAUGGUGAUUUAAAAAGAGCGGGUUUCGGGCUCAGACAGAAGCUUUGAUUUGAAGCGAAGCACCGUCGUCGACGUCGUUACAGGUUUCACCGCAAACAUGGAGCACUUGUCUCGAAGCGUCUGUGACUAAGACAGCCACCAACCGGCGACUAAAGCGUUUUAACAAGAACUCAAUAAUAUAAGAAGGUCAGCCAGGUCAUGGUGAUGGACCAGGACACUCAAUGGCUAUACCAACUCCUAGCUGAAGUCCAGCUGGAGAAGUUUUACCUGCGCCUCAGAGAUGGCCUCAAUAUCACUCGCAUUGAGCACUUCAGCUACGUCAAAGAGGCCGAUCUGGAGCAGAUAGGAAUCAGCAAACCUGGACAAAGAAGACUAUGGGAAGCUCUGAAACGCUACAAGACAAGCGCACGCGGGCGGUCAUGGGUGCCAAAGGUGUUCAGCGGCCGAGGUUCAGAUGGCGGAGAGCAGUUAACUGGAGGUGGCCAAGCACAGGGCCAGGAAGUCGGAGUCCGGGCUCUUCCUUGUCUGAUCCAAGACAGUGAGCUGAUUCUGGCGGAGAGGCUGGGCUCUGGGUCAUUUGGGGUGGUGAAGAGGGGAGAGUGGCACACGCCCACUGGAAGAGUGUUGCCUGUGGCAGUUAAAUCGCUGAGGAGCAGUAUGUCGAGGCAGGCGGACACACUGAAAGACUUUCUUCAAGAAGUAACCGUCAUGCAGUCUUUAGACCACCCCAACAUCAUACGACUCUAUGGUGUGGUGCUCACACAGCCCCUCAAGAUGGUAACAGAGCUGGCCGCCUUGGGCUCGCUUUACGACACCCUGCGUGCACGUCAGUAUGAGUACUCUCUGGUCCGCCUUUGGCUCUUUGCUACGCAGAUUGUGUCAGGCAUGGAGUACCUGGAGAGCAGGAGAUUCAUCCACAGGGAUCUGGCUGCAAGAAAUGUACUGCUUGCAUCCAAGGAUAUGGUGAAGAUCGGGGACUUUGGUCUGAUGCGAGGCCUGAACCAGGAGAAAGAUCACUACAUCAUGUCGGCACACAGGCGGAUACCGUUUGCAUGGUGUGCUCCAGAGAGUCUUCGCGUCGGCUCUUUCUCCCUUUCCUCGGACGUGUGGAUGUUUGGUGUCACUCUCUGGGAGAUGUUUACCUAUUGUGAAGAGCCCUGGUUUGGUCUGUCGGGCCGGCAGAUAUUAUGGCGGGUAGAGCGGGAGGGCGAGCGCCUGGAGAAGCCACAAGAUUGCCCUCAGGAGAUAUACGCUGUAAUGCGAAAGUGCUGGGCAUGCAAUCCUACAGACAGACCCAGCUUUGCCCAGCUCACCGCGAUGGUAGCAGAGGCUAAACCCAGAGAGGUGCAAGCAAUAAGAGAAUUUGCCGAACCCAGAAAGCUCGCCCUUUUGCCCAACGACCUCGUGACUGUCAUCGACCACAGUCUGGAGCUGAGUGAGUGGAGGGGGCAGAACCAGAGGACGAUGGCCAUCGGCUGGUUUCCCGCAAGCCUCACUGUCCCAUCACUCCCCUCAGGUGCCGCAGUGUCCUCCAGCAGCUCCGGGCCUAACCCUGGUGGCUACAUCUCAACCCCAGUAAAGGGCAGUUUGCACCACACCGGGCACGGAGACGUCAACCCUGAUCACUCCUGGGGAACGCCUGUGACCCUGGACGAGGCUGGCGGUGGCUGGAGGUCAGGCCCCGGCAGGGAGAAGGAGGGAUCCAAUCUGCAGAAAAUGGCAGCUAUGACUAGAAGCCUGGAGUCAGUCUUAGGUGGACAUCGGCCCCGAGCUCAAACAGUAGGGAUGUUCAGAGUGGAUCAGCACGGCAAACUCCUUCCUCCUGUGAUGCCGGCUCAUAGUGCGGUGAUGCAACAGGAUCCGCGCCGGUUGAGCGAGGCUAGUAUUGUUCCCCCUCCUCGACCGCCACCUCCCAACCUGAAAGUGCUUAGAAAAAUCCAGAGGAGACCUACAAUUAACCAAGCCCAGGGCAAUGCAUUGCCCCAGCAAAUGGUUCCCUCUGCUCUGAUACAGACACAACCUCAGCCUCAGCAGGUUGUCGGGGGUUCCAACCUCACCAAAAUGGCCCAGCUGGCACGCUCUACCCCACAGCUGGAUGAGUACUCAGACAGCAGAGAGAGAGAUCGGGAGCGAAUAAGAGAACGGGAGAAAGUGCCUCAGAACACAAGAGAGGGUCUCAUCGCACAGGUUAUGGAGGCGGUACAUGGCGUGACCACAGAUGAGGUUCACAACGCACUUCAACGAAAUGAGUGGAACCCAGUGCGAGCUGAACAGCAACUAAAGAUGGAGCAGCUGUACUCGCUGAGCCUCUGCUCCAGAGAGGACUGCGUCAAGAUCCUCGCCAAAUACCAGUGGAACCUGCAGAUGGCCAGCCGCUAUCUAAUCCGACUGACUGCCAGCGACAGGGCCGGCCCACCUGAGAGGGAUCGGUCUCUGAUCAGCCCGGAAAGAAGAGUCUAAAGAGAUUUGAGGUGGCCACUGUGGCUGACUUUUUCCACACCAUCCUGGUGUAACAGUGACACACUCCAACGCUUGGAGCCCCUUGACUACAGGAGCGCUCCCGUGCACAUGGAAGUAGAAAAAUGAAGGUGGACAAAGACAAAACUGACUAAUAUUUUUGAAACAACUUAGAAGAAAGAUGUGACAAGAUGACAUGAUGUGGUUUUAUAUAGCACGUCUUUUGCACAUAGGUUUUCUAUUUUAAUACAUUUGUACAUAUUGUAGGAGAAACUUUGUUAAAUAAAACUGAUCUCUGGUGUGUAAAA
Molecule: messenger RNA, 2899 nt
Organism: Oreochromis aureus
Lineage: Eukaryota; Metazoa; Chordata; Actinopteri; Cichliformes; Cichlidae
Gene: tnk1
Product: tyrosine kinase, non-receptor, 1
Exons: 14
Coding region: 333-2594 (753 amino acids)
Biological process (GO): protein phosphorylation
Molecular function (GO): protein binding; ATP binding; protein tyrosine kinase activity
Source: RefSeq, a predicted model, not a curated record